This is a messenger RNA of Erythranthe guttata (spotted monkey flower), 3890 nucleotides long. Its product is annotated as P-loop containing nucleoside triphosphate hydrolases superfamily protein. Gene Ontology annotation, biological process: microtubule-based movement. NCBI's taxonomy places the organism in Eukaryota, Viridiplantae, Streptophyta, Magnoliopsida, Lamiales, Phrymaceae. The record is from RefSeq and is a predicted model, not a curated record. Gene Ontology annotation, molecular function: microtubule binding; ATP binding; microtubule motor activity.
AUAUAAUUAUUGCCGUCAUUAUUGCGUCAUUAAUAAGGCGAAGAUCCAGGGUUCGAAUCCUGAGUAUCUCAACAAAUAAAUAAAUCGAAGAACAAAAUGAAUUGGACAAUGUACAAUUUAAAAUAGCAGUACAACAAUUACUAGGCGGGAAAAUCACCAAAUCCCCUUUCCACUCUUCUGCUUUCUCUCUCACGUUCUCACACACAAUCGAGAGAGAGAGAUACAGAGAGAGAAUGGAGAGAAUACACGUGUCAGUAAGAGCUAGGCCACUCUCCCCCGAGGAUGCCAAGGCCAGCCCAUGGCGAAUUUCCGGCAAUUCCAUCUCCAUACCCACCCAACCCUCCAAAUUUGAAUUCGACCAGAUAUUCGGGGAAGAUUGCGAAACUCGAGAUGUAUACAGUGCUCGGACUAGAGAUAUUGUGGCUGCUGCAGUUCGGGGCUUCAAUGGAACUGUUUUUGCAUACGGACAAACAAGUAGUGGAAAAACGCAUACAAUGAGAGGAUCAAGUUCUGAGCUUGGAGUUAUCCCCCUUUCUGUCCAUGAUGUUUUUAACAUUAUACAUCAGGAAAUGGAUCGAGAGUUUCUUUUACGUAUGUCGUAUAUGGAAAUUUACAAUGAGGAAAUAAAUGAUUUGUUAGCCCCCGAGCAGAGGAAACUUCAGAUUCAUGAAAGUAUCGAGCGAGGAAUCUUUGUUGCUGGGCUGAGAGAAGAAAUCGUGGCAUCUGCUGAUCAAGUCCUUCAACUUAUGGAGUUUGGAGAAUCUCAUCGUCAUAUUGGAGAAACAAAUAUGAAUGUCUACAGUAGCAGAUCACACACAAUAUUCCGCAUGAUUAUCGAGAGCAGGGAGAAAACUGGUGAUUCGGAAGCAGAAUUCUCAUGUGAUGCAGUUCGUGUUUCUGUCUUGAAUUUGGUGGAUCUUGCUGGUUCAGAACGUGCUGCAAAGACUGGAGCAGAAGGUGUUCGAUUAAAGGAGGGCUCCCACAUCAAUAAAAGCCUGAUGACCUUGGGAACUGUCAUAAAGAAACUCAGUGAAGGUGCUGAAAGCCAAGGAGGACAUGUUCCGUACCGAGACAGCAAACUCACGCGUAUUUUGCAACCUGCAUUGGGUGGAAAUGCAAAUACUGCUAUGAUAUGCAAUAUUACGCUUGCACAGAUCCAUGCUGAUGAGACUAAAAGUAGUCUUCAGUUUGCUAGCAGAGCACUCCGUGUGACAAACUGUGCUCAUGUAAAUGAGAUUUUGACUGAUGCUGCCCUGCUAAAACGUCAAAAGAAGGAGAUUGAGGAACUUAGAGCCAAAUUGCAGGGUUUACACUCGGAGCAUCUUGAAGAAGAAAUCUUGAACCUGCGAAAUACAUUGCUAAAGAGUGAAUUGGAUAGAGAAAGAAUGGCUCUAGAGCUGGAGGAAGAAAAGAGAACUCAGGCUGAACGAGAGAAGAUAUUGCAAGUGCAAGCCAAGAAAAUCGAGAACUUGAGUUCUAUGGUAUUCUGUGCAAAUAGAGAAGAAACCGGUGAUGACUAUAAAAAGGAAAAACGGCGUGAUACCUGGUGCCCUGGAAAUCUUGGAAGGAAAAAAAUAAAAGAGUUGCCUACUGCGGUUAAAGAAAACUCUUCCCAAGUCAAACCAAGAAGAGCAAAUUGCACAACGGGGCCUCUUCUUCCUUUUGAAGAGUUGGUAAAUGAAACAAGUACUUCUGAACUUCACAAACAAGAUCAAGAUUGUAAAAAGAGUGCUUUGGAGGACUGUAUUCUUCCUGACCCACAUGCUUUGCUGCACGUUACCAGUCGGAGAAAAGUUCCAUCAAAAAGAAGUUUACCAAUGGAGAGCAACAACUCAGUUGAAAUGCAAGCGGAAUACGAAAAUUUGCUCUUAGAAUUCGAAACUCAUAGGAUGAUGAGUGACAUCAAAAUUGAUUACUUGAUGACGAAGCUUGUUGAGGCCGAUCUUCUUGUGGAUGAGAAAUGCAGAGAGUGUGCUGCAAAGAACAUCAAUCCUGUAUCUAAUCCAGAGGAAAAUAGCAGUCUGAGGGACUUGGAUGCUAUUCUUGUGAUCAAGCAACUUCAAGAAAAGAUUGCAGCUUUAGAGAUGGAGAAGUCCUCGAGCCAAAAAAAUCUAGAUUGUAAAUCGGGCUUGAGAACUGAGCAGACUGUAUCUGCACAAGAGAAAUGUGAAACGCUUCAUGAUGAACUUAUGCUUGCACAAGAAGGAGCAACUCUAGCUAGUGAAAACCUUGCUUCAACAGUGUCUAGCAUGGAAGAAUCUGAUUGGUUGAUCAGUUUAUUAGCAGAAUCCGAGGAAUUAAAGAAAGAGUUUGAAAGUUCAAAACAACUUGUGGUUUCUCUCUCUUCAGUUGUGGACGAACUUUUCAGUUUCUUGCCAAACCUGCUCGAUCUUAAACCUUCAGUUUCGCAAAGUUUGGUUCAAAUAGAAUCGAUUGUUAAGAGCCAUGAGAAGGUGCAGUCUUGCUUGAGAGACAAAGUUCAUAAGCUUGAGGAUGAGAAGCUUUCUCUUUACGAUCAAGCUUCAGAGCUUCGUACUAGGAUAGAAGAAUUAAGUUCAGAAGUUCAGAAUUCUACGAACGCAUUAGUGGAACUAAAUGAGAAACACGAAGAAGAAAAGGCUGAUGUGUUAUGUCAUCUUGAAAUGCUCCAAAGGGAAAAUCAAUCUUUAUCAUCUUCUUCUUUGGCAAAAGAAAAGGAAAGUAUCAGAAAAGAUUUGGAAAAAACAAAAUUAAAGUUAAAAGACACGGAGUCCAAGCUCAAGAAUGCAGUGCAGGAGAAAACUAAGCUUGAGGGUGAGAAAUCAUGUGCAGAGAGAGAACUUAAAAGACUACAAAAUCAAAAAGCUAAGAUUGAACGUGAUAUGAGCAAACGUGAAUCUAUUAUUGGAAAAAUGCGCGAUCCAACGACUGAUAGGAGCUCGAACGUGUUUGAUCAAAAGCGAGCAAAGGGCUCUGCUGCUUUGGCUGAACUGGAGGAGUACAAGAAGCUGGAAGUGCUUGCUUUUGAGAUGGAGAUCACAAUUGCAUCUUUAGAAGAACAACUGGCAAUGGCAAACGAUGAAAAGGAUAUAUCCACUUCCAGAGCUGAGGAAUUGGCUUCCGAUUUGCAGGCAUUGUCUGACGAAUUGCACUUGUCAAAGUCGGAGUUGACUACACUGAGGGAAGAAGUUCCAAUUCUUAGAAGAAGUUUGGAAGAAUUUAGCUUUCAUGCUCAGAAAAUGGAAAGUUCUCUUCAAACUUUGUCGGAAGAAAAGGAGGACUUGUCGAUGCAACUCACUGAAGCCCUUAUGACAAUGGAAGAGGAGAAAGCAAUAUGGUCAUCCAAGGAGAAAGCUUCGGUAGAGGUCAUUGGAGUAAAGGAAAAACAAUAUACUGCUGAAAUCGCUUCGUUAUCUAAACAAUUGUCAGAGGUAUCAAAGUUAAAAGACGAAUUAGAGCAGCAGAGUGAUAGAAUUGCUAGCAUGGAAGGCAAGAUGCACAAUGAUCAAGUUCAGUACAACUUAGAGAAGGCGAAACUGAGAAUGAGACUGAGGGGAGCUCAGACGAAACUGGAUACUUUUCGUGUUAGAUACGAAGAGUCUGUAGAUGAGUUGGCGUACAUGAACCGUAAAUUUGGAGAGGCUUCAUCAAAUCUCAAGAAACAAUUAGCUUCAUACGGUAUCGAAAUCCUUAAUCUUAAGAAACAACUUGCCGGCUUUAAAGGACAAUAACACAAUAAAUAAACAACUUUCGAGCAUUGUCGAUGGAAUUUAACCUUUUCACCAAUUAUUUAUUGUAAAUUUUAUCCCCUGAAAGUUGUUUUUGGCUUUGGAAAAGAAUUUAAGGCUGUAAAUUGUAAUGCAAUAAUUUUCUUAUUUAUCUCAAUGAAAAUUUGACUAAGUUGUCAUUUC